Lutzomyia longipalpis is the source of this 3009-nucleotide messenger RNA. RefSeq lists its product as uncharacterized. The record is from RefSeq and is a predicted model, not a curated record. NCBI's taxonomy places the organism in Eukaryota, Metazoa, Arthropoda, Insecta, Diptera, Psychodidae. Gene Ontology annotation, cellular component: nucleus. The transcript has 7 exons. Bases 337 to 2250 code for a protein of 637 amino acids.
AGGUUUAUCUCUCGGUUUUUUUUCGGAGGAAGAAUUUUUGACAGCACCCAAAAAAAAUACUAAAUUUUCCCCGUAAAUUGCGACUUUUUAGCAUUUAAUUUAUUCGUGCUGUGUUCAGUGCUCGCCACUGCACCCCGUGCGUGCGUGAGUUAAUGGGAAGAUUUGGUGAUUGUGUGGGAAAUAGAGUCGUGGCGUCUCCGCUUCCAGAGCUAGAGUGACUCUAGCUAGAGUUGUGCUGUUUCCGUGAAAGAAAACUCAUUAUAUCGGGGUAAAUUCCUUCCUCCCACAUACUAGGUCCUCGUCCAGUACAAGUAGGAAAAGCCAUCAAGACUGGUCAUGUCAUGUCAGCAAGCUACAGAGAUUCCCGAUGAUCCGUAUGCAUUCACGGAACCACCAGCAACAGCAAUUUUCACGUCUCCACUUGCGGGUAAAUUCAGCAAAUUGACUUCAAUCAAGCACCAGCAGCAAAUUCGCGCAAAUGGAACGAGUGUGAGCUACACGAAUGGCAUCAAUCACGUCCAGAAGUUGCCCGUGGCGUCUGUGUACGGGAAGGCCGGCGUUGCAAUUGUCAAUUCUGCCAAGAAGGUGACAACAACGAAGAAAAUUCCUCCGGUGAAUGUGGGCGUCCCGUCCACGGGUGGUGCUGCAGCAACGGUCGUUGUGAAGACACCGACGCGUCCGCUGCAGCCUGUCAAUCAUUCCAUUACGACGAAGCAACAGACGUCACUGCCACCGCCGGGACGUACCUUUCAGUCGCUCUUCCAGCAGGAGGUGCUCAGUUCCAUACGCAAGAAAAGUUCACCACAACGCGACGACACCGUCAUUGCACCGAGCACAUUCAGGGAGCCAAAGGCAACAAAUUUUCCCGCCACGAAGAAAACCACCGUAAAGCAACAAAAUGCAUCCACACGCAUCAAGCGCAGCUUCAGCCAAACGGCUCACCAUGAAGUUCUGCAGAGGAUACCUGCGGCAGACGUGAAGCCUCUCACGAGCAAAGGAAAUAACAUUUGGCACGCCCCUGAAUCAUACAUUUUUGACUAUGAAUCACCGGGAAUGCAGGCACUUUCGCACGUAGAUCAUGAGCUCACGCUGUGCGCUCAGAAGCAUUGGUUCGUGGAGUUCUUACCGCCCACUAUGGCACUGUUGACACGAGAACAGCAACUUGAGCAAAAGGCCAGUCACUUGCGACGAAAGGCCAUCCAGUAUGCCAAGGCGCUGGAGCAAAGGAGUGUCGUAGUGGCGAGGAAGAGGCUCACGUUUGUCUCUCAGGCACUUGAAAAGUCCCUCGGGAAUCACGAGGAUGACAAUGGGGAGGUAAAAAAGAAGUGCUGCGUGGCAAAUUGCGAGAAUGAUUCUCUCGCAUUGACGGCCUAUUGUUAUCUGCACAUCACGCAAAAUACGGAACAAAAAUUAUUCUAUCCGUGUACGGCGAAAUUUGCCGAUAAUUCCCAAUGUAGAGUUCCGGUGUUCGACAUAUGCCAUGAGCUGCCGCUUUGCCGUGAACACGCAUGGAAGAGGGACAACUACAAGCGUAUGCUGGAGGUGCAGAAGCCGAAAAAGUUGGCCCGGAAGAAGCCAAAAAUAUGCGCAAUGACGCGACCAUUGAAGCGGAAUAAGAAGAAAAAGCGAUCUCCGGUGAUUGUGAUGAGUGAGAAGAAUCAUCACACAUCCCCGCUCGAUUCGGUGGUAUACAAUCACGGGGGUCAGCUUCAAGGGCAAACGGGCGUUGUCCAAUUACCACCGAUUCUGCAGCAACAGCAACAGCUCCCGCCGAAGCAGCAGCAAUUUGUCAUUGCAAAUCCCAAUGCGCAAUUGACGCAAAUUGCCUCCCAGAUUACAACUCAGGAAUUGCUGAAUAUUUGUGAGAAUAGCUCAGCGUAUGAGAGUUCCGAAGAUACGGGAGUUGGUGGAUUGUCAGAGUCUGAAUUGAUUGGGGCCAACGACGUUAUAGAGGAAAUUGCACUGGGCGACACGAGAUUGCUGGAGGAGAGUGAAUUGAACAAUGUGCUCAAUCAAUUUCCGGAAGACGCCUUCAAUGAAUUGUUUUCAGUUCAACAUCCCGACCAAGAGGUGUUCGAUCGUGUCCUCGAGGCUGUUGAUGAGCAGGUGAAGACGUUGGAAAUGACUGGGGACUCCAACUUUUUGGGUGAUUUCCUAGAUGUCGAUGAGCAAAUGCUGGAGGAGACGGAGAUCUCUGAUGGACUCCAAGCACCAGGUGGAUCGGAAAUUCGUGGUUUAGUUCACACAUGAGUGCAUCCAAUACGAUGAACAUAUUUACCUGUCUUUUUUAACGUGAUGUGUCUGUAAUUUUCUUUCGGUGUGUGCAUUUUAACAGUGGAAUUACCAUUUAUUGAAAAAAAUAGGGAAGCUACGGGAGGGUAUAGUGAAGUGAAUUACUUCAUAAUAGCAAUGGACAAGCUUUGGAUCUUCAAUUUGAACAUUAUGAAAAGAAAAGAAAAAGAGGAAAUGGGAAGGAACUAUUUAUUUAUUAGUGUUAGAUUUUUUAGCAGCACUAUUUUUUAUAAAUUUGUCCUAAGUUUAAUGGAAAUCUUGAAAAUAAAAAUAAAGAAAAAGAGGAAAGAUUUACUGCGAAUCCAGUGAAAUUGUAUCUGUGAAUAGAAGAUGAAAAAAAAAUGAAUUUUGUUCGUAUGAGUGGGUAGAUAAUAAUGGUUCAGCGUGCAUGCGAGAAGUGAAGGAGAAUUUUAAAUGUUGGAAAGAGUGGAAAAAAUUGUGACAAUGCUAAAAGAAAUUAGAUGAGAUUGCGUGUGUCUGACAAUUAGACGAUGUUCCUUUCUAUUGAAGGGAAAAAAUUGUAGUUUUAAAUGAAGAUUGAGAAUGGAAAAAAAAAACGUAGUUUGGGUGUUCUAAAGAAAAUUCGAUUUUAUUUUAGUUUAAAAUUUGAUGAUUUUUUUUGUACAAAAUUGUUGAAAUUAUUUUACUCUCUUUUGGCUUUGAUGGCUCAAGAAAAAUCUUUGUCCUCUACAUAUAAUUACAAAAGAAUUUAAGAGA